Molecule: messenger RNA, 724 nt
Organism: Stereum hirsutum FP-91666 SS1
Lineage: Eukaryota; Fungi; Basidiomycota; Agaricomycetes; Russulales; Stereaceae
Product: prefoldin subunit 6
Exons: 4
Coding region: 90-479 (129 amino acids)
Biological process (GO): protein folding; chaperone-mediated protein complex assembly
Cellular component (GO): prefoldin complex; cytoplasm
Molecular function (GO): protein-folding chaperone binding
Source: RefSeq, a predicted model, not a curated record
UCUUCCACUUCUCUGUAUCGAGCUUACUUCAUAAAAACUUGAUCUCACCACCAAUAUACCUGGUACAUCAGGGCGAAAAAGGAAAGAAAAUGUCGCUCGAAGCCCGCUUGCAAGCCGCCUCUGCAGAGUACCAGAAGCUGCAGAUCGAUUAUUCGAAUGCGGUCGAAGCGCGACAGAAGCUCGAUGCUCAGCUUUCGGAGAACGAGUUGGUGAAGAAGGAAUUCUUGACCCUCACGCCGGAAAACACGGUGUUCAAGCUCGUCGGGCCUGUGCUCGUGAAGCAGGACCAGAACGAGGCGAAACAGAACGUGAAUACGCGGUUGGAGUUUAUUCAGGGGGAGAUUAAGCGAAUUGAAGCACAGUUGAAAACGCUAGGCGAGAAAAACGAAGCGAAGAAGAUGGAGCUUGUGGACCUACAAACAGCACUCCAGCAACGACAACAAGAAACGAACCCGCCUGCUGUCGCGGCGAAGGCAUGAUUAUUCUCGCUGGACGCUCCCUAUCUCUCUGGAUCUGUUCACCGUGAUCCUUGUCUCGUCAAGCGAGUUCAUCCGUGGCAGGUAAAAAGGAGAAACAGGCUCGUAAGGUUGGGUGGUGACGAGGUAUAUGUAUAUGUGCGCUUUUUUUUACCCAGAGAAUCAUCCGUCCCCUCUUCCGACCGUCCGAGGCUGUAGUACAUAGAACUCCGGUGCGAAUAAGGCUGACGGAUAUCUCUUUCGAUCCG